AUGGCUGAUAGUUCAGGUGUACAAGGAAGUGCUCCUUCAAAGACAAGCUGCAUGAGUAAAAUGUAUUCUCUUCCCUUUUUCUAUUCUCAAACUGUCUAUUCUGCACUACUUGAAUUUGUCUAUAUUGAUUUAUGGGGUCCAACACCUAUCAACUCUAGGUCUGGCUACAAAUACUACAUGAGCAUUAUUGAUGCUUUUACACGUUACACAUGCCUUUAUCUUCUUACUUCUAAAUUGCAAACCUUUCUUCGAGAGAAUGGUAUUGAUCACAGGUUACCAUGCCCCUAUACACACCAACAACAAAGUGUGGUGGAAAGGAAGCAUCGGCACAUCACUGAGAUGGGCCUCACACUUCUUGCUAUUGCCAAACUUCCACAAAUGUACUGGGAGGAUGCUUUCUUGACUGCUGCCUUUCUCAUUAAUAGGUUACCAACAAAGGUGUUCAAUAUCAAGCGUGGCCGUGAUAACUCCAUUAAGAAAUAUAAAGUGCGGCUUGUUGCAAAAGGUUGUCAUCAGGUUGAGAGUAUCAAUUACAAUCAGAUUUACAACCGUAUUAUCUGUCCAACUACCAUUCACAUCAUUCUUUCCAUUGCUAUCUCCAAAGGUUGGUGCUUGUGCCAAUUUGAUUUCAAUAAUGCUUUUCUUAACGGAGAGCUUACUGAAACUGUAUUCAUGCUUCCUCCACCAGGGCUCUACACAGACACUAACGACAUGACAAAUUCUUCUUCUACAAUCUAUUUAUUGACUUAUGUUGAUGAUAUUGUCAUCACCGAUGACAAUAAUCAUGAAAUCGAGAAUUCUGGUGAUCUUCAUAUCUCUCAGGCCAAAUAUAUCUGUGACUUAUUACACGAAGCCUCUAUGGACCACUCUAAUUCUGUUCCCUCUCUGAUGCUUCCAUCUUUUAAGCUCACUGAUCAUGGGACUAACCUUUUUCCAAAUCCUACUUUAUAUAGGUCUAUCGUCGGUGGCCUUCAAUAUGCUACCUUAGCUCAUCCUGAUAUUGCUUAUGUUGUGGAUGCAAAUUGGGCAACUGAUUUGGAUGAUAGAAGGUCCACCAAUGGGUAUUGUGUUUAUCCUAGUUCUAAUCCUAUCUUCUGGAGCAGCAAGAAGCUGCAAGCUGUUAGCUGGUCCUCUACGGAAGCUGAAUAUAGAAGCUUAGAAGAGGCAGUAGCAUAG
Molecule: messenger RNA, 1176 nt
Organism: Arachis ipaensis
Lineage: Eukaryota; Viridiplantae; Streptophyta; Magnoliopsida; Fabales; Fabaceae
Source: RefSeq, a predicted model, not a curated record